This is a messenger RNA of Anopheles arabiensis, 700 nucleotides long. RefSeq names its product selenoprotein V-like. The transcript is spliced from 2 exons. The coding region runs from base 293 to 673 and encodes 126 amino acids. The record is from RefSeq and is a predicted model, not a curated record. Lineage: Eukaryota; Metazoa; Arthropoda; Insecta; Diptera; Culicidae.
CGUCCUGAAAUAGUAGUUAAAAAAAUUAAUAAGACGUACGGUGUUUUAAUUCUAAAACAUAAUAAGGAUAAUAACUAAAGAAAACCGGCAUAGAAAAUGAGAUAAUUGGAUUCAUGGAGGAACACGAUCCAAUAGACACAGGUGCAGGAAAAAAGGAAAAAUUAAAAAAAACCGGUUUAGUAAUGAGUUUACGAGAGGCAAGUUGGCAAGAGGCAAGAGGCAAGAUAAGUGUGGCGAUACCCUGGGGUAAAUUCUUAAACCAUGCCUGAUCCCGAAGCCCGUCCUGCUCCCGAUGCCCGUCCUGAAAUCUGUGCCAGUCCUGAUACCGAUGCCAGUCCUGCUCCCGAAGCCAGUCCUGAUCCCGAUGCCAGGCCUGAUCCCGAAGCGCGUCCUGAUACCGGUGUCCGUCCUGAUCCUGAUGCUCGUCCUGAAAUCGGUGCCAGUCUUGAUACCGGUGCCAGUCCUGCUCCCGAUGCCAGGCCUGAUCCCGAUGCCAGCCCUAUUCCCGAAGCCCGUCCUGAUACCGGUGCCUGUCCUGAUGCCAGUGCCCGUCCUGAUACCGGUGCCAGUACAGAUACCGGUACUCGUCCUGAUAUCGGUGUCAGUACUGAUAUCGUUGCUAGUCCAGGUCCCGAUUGCUGUAGGGGAAAGCGGGGCAAAAUGGGCAUGUUAAGCAGUUUACUGAAUAUUCCUUUGAAUA